AUGGGGACAUCACCGCCCGACUCAGCUCGCUUCUCGUGUCUAUCCUGUCCGUCGGAACGUUUUUUGGCGCACUACGUCGCCGACAAGUUUGGUAGACGGUUCGGCAUCAUCAUUUCAUCCGGAGUAUUCCUCGUAGGCGUCGGCCUUCAGACCGCCAGCCACAGCCUCGCCCUAAUGGUACCCGGCCGUGUCGUCGCUGGAUUCGGCAUCGGUCUCCUCUCCGACAUGGUUCCGCUCUACCAGGCCGAGGCAGCGCCGAAGCACCUGCGCGGCGCCCUCGUCUUUUGUUACCAGCUCGCCAUCACCAUCGGCAUUCUCUGCGCCCAAUGCGUCAACCAGGGCGUUAAGAAUCUGGCGGGUCGCGAGGCCUACCGCAUCCCGAUCGCCAUCCAGGGCCGAGAUGCACACGAGAUGCAGGAGGCGCUCCACACCGACGCCCAGCUCGGUCAAGCAACGUGGUCAGACUGCUUCAACGGCACAAGCAACCGACGGACGCAGGUCGGCAUUUGGUUGCAGAUGUUCCAGCAGCUGACCGGUGUCAACGCUGUGUUCUACUUUGGAACCGGGUUUUUCAAACAGGCUGGGAUCAAAGAGGCUUUCAGCGGCUCCACCGUUACUGGAGUCGUGAACGUCCUCUCCACCCUUCCCGCCCUUUACCUCAUGGAGAAGAUGGGCCGACGAAAGCUUCUGCUUAUGGGCUCCGCCAUCAUGCUGGUAGCUCAGGUCUUGGUCGCUUCAACAGGUGAAAUUCUGGAUUCCAACUCCACAGCUGGAAUCGUGAUGAUCGUGUUCACGUGCAUGUUCAUCUUCGGAUUCGCGUCGUCGUGGGGGCCCGGGGCGUGGGUGGUCAGCACGGAAAUUUUCCCGCUCCGCAUCAGAUCCAAGGGAGUCGCCCUCGCCACCGCUUCCAACUGGUUCUGGAAUUUCCUUCUCGGUUUUGUUACUCCGUACCUCCUCAAGCCCGAUCAGGCCAACCUGGGCCCAAAAAUCGACUUCCUCUGGGCGGCGUUUAUCCUCGCAGGGAUGGCCUUUGUCUACUUUUGUGUUCCCGAAACCAAGGGUAAGCCCGCGGGCGCAAUCCUUUUUGUGUGCAUGAAGGAUAACAAUCCGUUGACACCUUCCCUUUGCGUUCCCGGCCUCGCUCUCGAGGACGUCGACGACAUGUUCGAUUCCGGAAUCCCUGCCCACCGGAGCGCGACGUUCGUCCCGCGCGUUAAGGACGAAAACCACGGAGUGGAGGCCAUGAAAUCCUCGUCAGGAAAGGCGGCGGACUCUAAUGUGCCGCUGGAGUCAAAUUUUUCUCACCAGACCAUAGCCGUUUAG
This is a messenger RNA of Fimicolochytrium jonesii, 1323 nucleotides long. Its product is annotated as MFS monosaccharide transporter. Bases 1 to 1323 code for a protein of 440 amino acids. Lineage: Eukaryota; Fungi; Chytridiomycota; Chytridiomycetes; Spizellomycetales; Powellomycetaceae. Gene Ontology annotation, molecular function: carbohydrate:proton symporter activity. The record is from RefSeq and is a predicted model, not a curated record. The transcript is spliced from 4 exons. Gene Ontology annotation, cellular component: membrane. Gene Ontology annotation, biological process: transmembrane transport; carbohydrate transport.